AUGGUUUCUACAGAGAUUGAUAUCAUACUUCAAUUGAUUGUUUGUAUUGUUGAGCUCAUUGCUUUGAUAUUCAUACUUUCUGGUAGCAUGAUUGGCAGCGAUAUCGAAGGAUUUGUUGUAGUUUAUGUUUGCAGCUGGUUUAUCCCUGAUAAUUUUGAUCCCGAAGCUAUUUGUAAAAGAAUCGAACACGAUACAUAUUUGGAUUUUAUAAAUUGUAAAUACACUUUACUCUAUGACAAGUUAACUGCAGAUGUAUCAUCAGGCGUAGCUGAUAUCCUUAUAUGGAACAUGCCGGAUAGUAUUAAUAGCGUACACUCUCCGUCCUACGGUACAAUUUCAAGCCAACAAAAUAAUGAUCAAUUCGUUUAG
Messenger RNA from Cetraspora pellucida, 369 nucleotides. The record is from the annotation of a GenBank genome assembly. Lineage: Eukaryota; Fungi; Glomeromycota; Glomeromycetes; Diversisporales; Gigasporaceae.